This is a messenger RNA of Mangifera indica (mango), 1213 nucleotides long. RefSeq lists its product as uncharacterized. The coding region runs from base 42 to 998 and encodes 318 amino acids. The record is from RefSeq and is a predicted model, not a curated record. The transcript is spliced from 3 exons. NCBI's taxonomy places the organism in Eukaryota, Viridiplantae, Streptophyta, Magnoliopsida, Sapindales, Anacardiaceae.
ACUUCUCCGUCUCUUCCUUGAACUGAAUACGACAAACAACAAUGUCCGCUCAGCUCUCAAAAACUGACUCAGAGGUUAGUAGUCUGACUCAGUCCUCGCCCACAAGAUCUCCCCGCCGUGCAGUCUACUACGUGCAGAGCCCGUCGAGAGAUUCUCACGAUGGUGAAAAGACGACAAACUCCUUCCACUCGACGCCUGUGCUCAGCCCCAUGGGCUCGCCGCCUCACUCUCAUUCCAACUCUUCGUUAGGCCCUCAUUCUUCUCGUGAGUCGGCCUCCACUCGCCUCUCCGCCUCACUCAAACCCCAACACCACCGCAAGAACAAUGACCGCAAGUCUCGCAAGCCGUGGAAGGAGUUUGACGCCAUUGAAGAAGAGGGACUUCUUGACGGAGAAAACUUUCACAGCGGUGUCUCUUGUCGCUUCUAUUUUCUCACUUUUGUUGUGGGAUUCUUUGUGCUUUUCUCUUUGUUCUCCUUGAUCUUGUGGGGCGCUAGUAAACCUCAAAAACCCACCGUCACAAUGAAGAGCAUUGCAUUUGAUCAAUUCGUGGUUCAAGCUGGUGCGGAUUUUUCCGGAGUAGCAACAGAAAUGGUGUCGAUGAAUUGCACAGUGAAGCUCACAUUUCGCAACACUGCUACAUUUUUUGGCGUACAUGUAACAUCAACACCGCUAGAUCUAUCAUUCUCGCAGCUAACUGUAGCCACCGGAACAAUACAUAAGUUUUAUCAAUCAAGAAAGAGCCAGAGAUCACUUACAGUGACAAUGAAGGGAAGCAACAUUCCAUUGUACGGAGGGGGAGCCAGCUUGGGCAGUGUAAACGGUGCACCGAUUGAGCCAGUGCCAUUGACGCUGAGCUUGAUGGUUCGAUCACGAGCUUACGUUUUGGGGAGAUUAGUGAAACCCAAGUUCUAUAAGAGAGUGGAAUGCGGCGUCAUUAUGGACCCAAAGAAAAUGAAUGUAAAUAUGUCGUUGAAGAACAAAUGCAGUUACCGGUGAACAUGAGAGACAGUGACAGUGAGGUGGUUAACAAUGGCGGAUUUGUGGGUCAAAAGGACGGAGUUGACCCAGCUAUGCAGGGUGGGAUCUGGAUUUUGUUAAGAUCUUCGUGAUCUGAUAACGUAGGCGGUAGCUGUCGGUGGUUUUAAUUUAUAUUGUAAUUUUUUAUUAUAUGGUUUUAAUGUGAGUGUUAAAUAAUGUUUAUUUAUUAUACA